AUUCCAUGAAUCUUAUUUAAAUCGCGACCGCCAAGUGCUUUUAAGUUAUGAUAAAUUUUAGAGUUAACUAAACCAGUGUAUAAUAAAACGAAUAGUUGAACAAUCAUCGAAUAGUUUUGGCGAAUAUCUCUAUUUUCAGUUUUACAGUUAACGUCUAUUGAAUUGACUUCACAGUUGAAUGUAAAAGUUUGAACUGGUUUGAACUUGCAGUGCUCCUAAAAUGGGAUUGGGAUCGAUGACGGGAUGGUUCCCACUUCGGAAACUAACUCAAGGAUAUAUUGUUAUUGCUGGCGGUCUAAUAUCGACUCUUGCAAUAAAGCUGGUGCAGCAGUUUUAUAGAAGACGAAGCGAAGCAAGUUCGAACAUUGGCAUGAACAAUGUAGUAAUCAUUACUGGAUGCGACUCGGGCUUAGGCUACAACAUGGCAAGUAUGUGCCUGAAAGCAGGCAUGCGGGUAAUAGCAACGUGUUUGCACAGUGAAUCUGAAGGAGCUAUUCAAUUAACCAGCCAAAGUGACACAACAGGACAGCUGUAUUUGGUAAAUCUGGAUUUGACUGAUCGCGGAAGUAUUGAGAAGGCACAUCAUAGUAUUCUUGAAUAUUUAGCAAGAGCCGGCCCUAACGUUCGUCUAUAUGGUGUUGUAAAUAAUGCAGCUGUAAUGUGCUUUGGUGAAGCGGAGUGGUUGUCGCCGGAAUUAAUAGAUAUGCCGGUAAGAGUGAACCUUAUAGGUACAAUGCAAUUUACCGUACCUCUCCUAAGCAAGAUUAGAGAACACCGAGCACGCAUCGUCAUCGUAACAAGCCACUGCAGUCGCCAGGCAUUACCCGGUUUGAGUGUAUACUCCGCGACGAAGGCGGCUCUUCGAGCUUGGACGGAUGCUUUGCGCAUGGAGCUAGCGCCUCACGGUGUACCAGUCGUUGAAUUUAUACCCGGCUCAUUUUUGUUCCAUUCAAACAUUUGCGGCCGUCAAAUGUAUUACUUUGAUGAAAUGUGGCACUAUAUGAGUGAAAAACAACGACUCUUCUACGACAACUACUUCAAUCGAUAUCGCAACUAUCUAGAACCAUUGUGUAAACCACGUGGGGCACAACACAUUGCCCAAAAUGAUCAGCUCUAUAGUUGUGUAAAACGCGUUCUGUUUGAUAAACAUUCAAAACCGAUAUAUAAAUGCGAACCUUGGCGCUAUUGGGUAUACUAUAACGCGUUUCGUGUCGCGCCUUUGUCACUGCGCGAUAAACUUGUUCAUAAAUUUAUAGCCAUGCCUGAAUUUUAGUAGCAAAAAAAACUAAGUUAAAGGAUUUAGCCUUCUGAAAAGCUAGGGUUUUAUAACGGUACAUAUUUUGUAAUAAAACGUAUGUUCGUUUUUAACGCGAUAGACCAAAAUCAAUAACAGGAACAAUAGCAUACAGGUCCCAAAUAUAAAUGCUGAAAAUAGAAAAUUGUGAACAACGAUA
Messenger RNA from Anopheles coustani, 1454 nucleotides. It is a transcript of the gene sro, whose product is annotated as retinol dehydrogenase 7. Bases 221 to 1273 code for a protein of 350 amino acids. Lineage: Eukaryota; Metazoa; Arthropoda; Insecta; Diptera; Culicidae. The record is from RefSeq and is a predicted model, not a curated record. The transcript is spliced from 4 exons. Gene Ontology annotation, molecular function: oxidoreductase activity.